Poecile atricapillus (Black-capped chickadee) is the source of this 4400-nucleotide messenger RNA. RefSeq names its product ubiquitin-conjugating enzyme E2 H. Gene Ontology annotation, biological process: protein polyubiquitination; ubiquitin-dependent protein catabolic process. NCBI's taxonomy places the organism in Eukaryota, Metazoa, Chordata, Aves, Passeriformes, Paridae. Gene Ontology annotation, molecular function: ubiquitin conjugating enzyme activity. Gene Ontology annotation, cellular component: nucleus. The transcript is spliced from 7 exons. Bases 243 to 794 code for a protein of 183 amino acids. The record is from RefSeq and is a predicted model, not a curated record.
CAGGGGUCCAGAGAGAGGCUGGGGCAGAGGCGGCCGGAGCGGCUGAGGGAGCGCGAGCGGCGCAGGGGGGGCCCUGUCGGCGACAGCGGCGACAGCGGCGACAGGAGCGGCGACAGCGACAGCGGCGGGUCCCAGCGCCUCGCGGCCCGGCGCUUCCCUGCUCCUCUCGGCGCCGGGCGGCCCCGGCCCGCGGCGGCGGCGCUGACAGCCCGCCCGGAGCCCCGGGGGCGGCCGCGGCCACCAUGUCGUCCCCCAGCCCGGGCAAGAGGCGGAUGGACACCGACGUGGUCAAGCUGAUCGAGAGCAAACACGAGGUCACCAUCUUGGGAGGACUCAACGAAUUUGUCGUCAAGUUUUACGGACCACAAGGAACACCGUAUGAAGGUGGAGUAUGGAAAGUUAGAGUCGACCUUCCUGACAAAUACCCCUUCAAAUCCCCGUCUAUAGGAUUCAUGAAUAAAAUCUUCCAUCCCAACAUCGACGAAGCGUCAGGAACUGUAUGUCUAGAUGUAAUCAAUCAAACUUGGACAGCUCUCUACGAUCUCACCAAUAUAUUUGAGUCGUUCCUGCCCCAGCUGCUGGCUUAUCCCAAUCCUAUAGAUCCUCUAAAUGGCGACGCCGCAGCCAUGUACCUCCACCGACCAGAAGAGUACAAACAGAAAAUUAAAGAAUACAUCCAGAAAUAUGCAACAGAAGAAGCACUAAAAGAACAGGAAGAAGGCACCGGGGACAGCUCCUCCGAGAGCUCCAUGUCCGAUUUCUCGGAAGAUGAGGCUCAGGAUAUGGAAUUGUAGUAGAGGAGCCCUCCUGCUUUUCAGAGACACUCUAAUUUCCUAACCAUGAGAAGCAGACUAUAAUAUUCAUAUUUAAACAAAGCAAUUUUUUUUAUUACUAAAACAAGGUUUUUAUGAAUUAUAGCAUUGAUAUAUAUAUAGAUAUAUAUAUAUAUAUCACCCUUUAGAUCUUGAUUUUUUUUUUGUUUGUUUUUUCUCGGUCAUUUCCCCAUUCCCGAGGUGCGUUAGAAUAUUCCCAACAUUCCAUUCUGGUAGCAAUAUGCAACCUGGAUGCAUGCAUUGAGAUAUUUUUAUUUUUAUUUUUUUUUUUUCCAUUUUUGGCUACCAAACAGCUGCCCUGGGAGGGAGGGAAUUAACAAAAUAAAAACAACAUUUAAAAAAAAAAACAAAAACAAAACCACAAAAAUUCAAAUUAAAUUAAAAAAAAAAGGGAUUUGCUGUCGGAUCGAGGUUUCCACCUGGAAUAUUGACCUUACCUCCGAGUUUAAAAACCUUGGGGGGUUUUAGCUGUGUAGGGAUGGAAGGGGCUCCUCCAAAUUGUGUUUGAAAAGAUAAAAAAAAUAAGAUUUAACAACAACAAAAAAAACCAACCCAAAUCCAAAAACGUGGAGCUCCGGAAAACACCGAAACCGGAAACAAAAAAAUCCAAGAAAAAACUCGGAAUUUCUUGCUGUGGACUCCUCCCUGCCCUCCUGAACUUUAGGGACUGACAAGCACUGAUGGAUUUCCCUUUUGGAAAAGCUUUGGAUGUUGUUCCCUUUGCUUGGUCUGGAUUAGGAAUCGUUCCCUUUGCUGGGAGGGAAGAACCACCCGGAACCUUCACGGAGAAAAAUUCUCUUGGAACUGGGAUUAACCCGGAGCACGUGGAAGCGAAACUCUUCCUCUGUCCCCACUUUGGAACCUGCUGCCCUUAAAUGGCUUCGAGUUGGCUUUAUUAUUAUUAUUAUUACUAUUAUUAUUAUUAUUGUUAUUAUUUUUAUUUUUUUUUUCUGUCUUUUUCCCUCCCUAUUUUGCUGGAAAUCUGAUUUAGACACCUGAAAAACACUCGCUGUGUCCUGGGAAUUCCUCUGACCGGAUGGAUUUGCCUUGCCAGAGCUUCAGAUCCACGGAAUUUGGCCAAAAUCCACGAAUCCAUCGGCGCUGGUUUUGAUUUUCCUUUUUUUUUUUCUUUUUUUUGGGGUUUUUUUUGGGUUUUUUUGGUUUUUUGGGGUUUUUUUUUUGGUUUUUCGGGAUUUUUGGGGGUUUUUUAAAUCUUUUCUUUCCUCCUUUUCUGCACCAGCUCGGUUCCCAUCUGCUUGUGUGUGUACAACAGGAUAAAAAUUCCUUAAAAGUUAACAAAUAUGGAAAAAAAAAAAGAAAAAAAAAAUCCACAAAAUUUAAACUGAAUAAUAAAAAAAAAACCAAAAAAAAAAAAGCCUGAAAAAGCACCAAUUAAGGAAACAAAUGAAUUCACUCUUUGGGUUUUUUUUUUUUUUUGUUGGUUGGUUUGGGGUUUUUUUUUUAGGUUUAUUUUCCAGGAUAUUUGAGAAUUGGAAUGUUGGAUUUCUCCUGGUGUUUUACAGCAAGCUGAAAGAAUUUUUUAUUUAAAUUUUUUUUUUUUUUUUUGCUGUUUUUCCUAAAAAUCUGAUGAGUAAAUCUCCUUGGAAUGCCGGGAUACUUGAAUUUGGGAUAAUUGUGCAUUCAAACUGAGAUGGAUUUUUAAAGCUGAAUGUUAUUUGCUGUUUUCUUUGGGGGAUUUUAUUUUUUAUUUUUUUUUUUUCCAAGGGAUUUGAAUAAAAUAUUUUCAUUUUUGCUGCAGGAAAACAACAAAAAAAAAAAACACAACAAAAAUCAACCCACCCUGAGCGACUCUGGAGCAGAGUUUUGAAUGUCAGACUGGCACAUUUAGCAUUUUCUUAGAAUUAUUUGGGGUUUGUUUCCUUUUUCUUUCGAGUUGGGGGUUGGGAAAUUCCAACCCCAUCACAGAUUCAUAAAAAAGCACAAUCAACUCCUUUAAUUUCAUUUUUUUUUGGGGGGAAGGGAGGGUGGGGGAGAAAAAAACUCCAUCAAGUCCCACUUGGCUUUGGCAUGAUUUUUUCCUUAAUAAAAAAAAACCAAAACAAAACAAAAAAACAACAAAAAAAAAAGUGAAUUUCCUUCCCAAUAAUUUCUAUUAAUUAUUAAACCAAAUAAUUUCUCUUCAUUCCGGGUAUCAAUUUUCCCUCUGGUUUUAAUUUUGAUUUUUGAUUUUUAUUCCCAAUCCUUUUCCAGCAGUGAUGUAGGGCUAGUACUGUGCUGAAAUUCUCUAUCUAGCAUUUGUGGCUUGUUGGGAGGGGGUAAUAUUAAUUAUUUAACAUGUAAUGAUGUAAUUAACUCUUUAAUCUAGCACGUUGUUCGCUCAUUAAUUUCGGGGAGGGAGGGGCCACGUUUAAAAUCGCUUUUUUCCUGCUGCCCUGGCAGUUUUGCUUGUGCUAUAAACUUUUAAUUGUAGGUGCUAAUUAGGAGUAGAGUCAAGUGCUGGGUGGUGAUUUCAGUUUAAAAAAAAAAAAAAGCUUCAAAAAACAGAAAAAAAACAACAAAAAAAAAAACCAGAACAAAAAGAUAAAAAACAACAACAAAAAAAAGGCAACCAAAAACAACAAAAAAAAAAUCACAAUAAAAAUUUGUAUUUUUUCAAUAUUGUAUAAAAAUAGUGUUCUAAUUCCCUCACCCCUUCUUUUUCCCUUGUAGGGAUUUUUUUUUUUAAUCUCCUUCACGUGGAUUUAGGGAAUCCAAAUGCUGGAUGGGGAACUCUAAACUGGAAUUCCCAAAAAAAACCAAAAAAAACAAAAUUUGGGAAAGUGCAGCUGGCUGGGAAUGGAUUCGUGGAGUUUGUACCGAGCAGAGCCACAAAAAUUCACAUUUCCAGCGUUUCCCAAGCUGUGAGAAAUCCCAGGAUUUUUCCUGGCAGGAAAAUCCGGCUGCCAGGAUCGUCCUGGGUGAGAUUUGGGCUCUGCUCCUGUCCCACCCCCUCCUACAUUUUAUUUUUCACACCCCAAAUCUCCUUUUUUCUCCCAAAAAAUCUUUCCCCCAUCUCCACAAAAAAAAAAAUGUAAAAAUUCCCCAAUAAUCUGGAUGAAAAGGUGGAGCAAGAGAGAUUUUUUUGGAUAAUUUUCAGCUUUAUUUUAAUUUUAAUUUAAAUUUUAUUUUAAUUUUAUUUCAAUUUUAAUUUCAAUUUUAAUUUUAAUUUCAGUUUUAAUUUUAAUUUCAAUUUAAAUUUCAAUUUUAAUUUCAAUUUUAAUUUUUAAUUUAAAUUUAGUUUUAAUUUUAGGAAUUUUUCUUCUUUCCCUUUGGGAAUUCCAGGAAUUCUCUGCCAAACUUUGCUUUUGGAGCUGCUUUGGGAAGAAAUUUUGCCUCCUCCCCCUGAUCCUUUUUCCCCUUAAGGAAAAUCGAGUCCCUCUCCCAGUUUUCCCAAGCCAGGUUUGGGAUCUGAAUUUGGGAUUUUUGGGAAUUUUGGAUGCUCUUCCUCACCCUGAACCCUCAACCGCGCCACAUCCCCUUCCCUCCUCCCCCCGCCUACGAGAUAUUUGACAAUUCUCCAUUUUUAAAAUCGAAAAUUUAAAAUAAAAUUGAUUUUUUAUCCUUUUC